AUUUGGAAAGUUGGAGGGAGGGGGAGGUUGUCACAUGGGUAUACAGCGGUCUCUCAGAGAUAGGGGCAAAAUUUGAGAAGUUAGACACAACGACAGCUCAAGAGCCAAAACUUCAACAGAUUAUUAAGUCACAGAAAAGGGACAAAUAGCGGAGAAAGAAGGUAAGAGGAACAAGCAGCGGAGGGAGAAAGAGGAACAAGGGAGCAAAAGAACAGAGAAGACAUUCACAGACAGAGAGAGAGAGAGAGAGCGAGAGAGAGAAAGCGAGUGAGCUGAAAGAGAGAUAAGAGUGAGGCACACAGGAGGGAUUGAGAGGAAGCACAUGGUGUGAAAAUGCCCACCAACUUCACGGUGGUCCCAGUGAAGGACAACAGGAGAAAGACAAAAGAGAGCAAUGAGGAAGAGGAGGAUGUGGAUGACAACAAUGUGCUGAGAGAGGAGGAUGAGGGCGCCCCAGGUGAUGGCAACCCAAAGGAAAGCAGUCCUUUCAUCAACAACACAGACAAUGACAAGUGCAAUAGCUAUGAUGGCAAGAACAUGGCCCUGUUCGAGGAAGAGAUGGACAGCAACCCCAUGGUGUCAUCUCUCCUCAAUAAGUUGGCAAACUACACCAAUCUCACCCAGGGGGCCCAGGAGCAUGAGGAAGCUGAUGAUGAUGAGGGAGCCAAGAAGAAAGCAGUCAAGAGCCCUCAGAUGGGAACCUUCAUGGGUGUAUACCUCCCCUGCCUCCAGAAUAUUCUGGGGGUCAUCCUCUUCCUGCGCCUUACAUGGAUCGUCGGUACCGCCGGCAUCAUGGAGUCCCUGGCCAUCGUCGGCAUGUGCUGCUCGUGUACCAUGCUGACAGCCAUAUCGAUGAGUGCAAUUGCUACUAAUGGUGUUGUGCCAGCUGGAGGCUCCUACUACAUGAUUUCCAGAUCUCUCGGCCCGGAGUUUGGUGGAGCUGUAGGUCUCUGUUUCUACCUGGGCACAACCUUCGCUGGCUCUAUGUACAUCCUUGGUACUAUAGAGAUUCUGCUGACCUACAUUGUGCCUAAGGCGGCCAUCUUUGUGGCGACGAGGAAGGAGGACGAGGUGGACGCCCUGCUCAAUAACAUGCGUGUCUACGGCACCUGCUGCCUGGCACUGAUGUCCCUGGUGGUCUUCGUGGGAGUGAAGUAUGUCAACAAGCUGGCGCUGGUCUUCCUGGCCUGUGUCAUCCUCUCCAUCCUGGCCAUCUAUGCCGGGGUCAUCAAGACUGCCUUUGAGCCGCCUGACUUCCCUGUUUGCCUUUUGGGGAAUCGUACACUGCAGAACCACAACUUUGAUAAGUGUCUGAAGACGGAGGUUAUAGGCAACGUGACGGUUACCACCGCGCUGUGGAAGCUGUUCUGUGAAGGACCUGAGCUCAACGCUACCUGCAACGACUACUUUAAAUACAACAAUUUGACUGAGUUGCAGGGGAUCCCUGGACUGACAAGUGGAGUCAUUUCAGACAACAUGUGGGGGGACUAUGGUCCGUUGGGUAUGCUGGUGGAAAACACGCGCGUGGCAUCUGUUCCAGUAGCUGACAACUCCCAGGAUGUCUACAUGCCCUACGUAGUCAAUGAUAUCACCACCUUCUUCACCCUGCUGGUUGGCAUCUACUUUCCCUCUGUCACUGGUAUCAUGGCCGGUUCCAACCGGUCAGGUGACCUGCGGGACGCCCAGAAGUCCAUCCCCAUCGGAACCAUCCUCGCCAUCGCUACCACCUCCAUCAUUUACGUCACUUGUGUGGUGCUGUUUGGUGCCUGCAUUGAGGGUGUGGUGCUCCGAGACAAGUUUGGCGACUCAGUUAAAGGGAACCUUGUAAUUGGCACACUGUCUUGGCCGUCGCCUUGGGUGAUUGUGAUUGGCUCAUUCUUCUCCUGCUGUGGGGCGGGGCUGCAGAGUUUGACUGGCGCCCCACGGCUGUUGCAGGCCAUCGCUCGAGAUGGCAUUGUACCUUUCUUACAGGUGUUUGGCCAUGGCAAGGCCAAUGGGGAACCUACCUGGGCUUUGCUGCUGACCGCUGGAAUCUGUGAGAUCGGCAUUCUCAUUGCCUCCCUGGACGCUGUGGCUCCUAUCCUCUCCAUGUUUUUCCUGAUGUGCUACCUGUUUGUCAACCUGGCCUGUGCGGUUCAGACCCUGCUGCGCACACCCAACUGGAGACCCCGCUUCAAAUACUACCACUGGGCCCUGUCCUUUCUGGGAAUGAGCUUGUGUCUCUCUCUCAUGUUCAUCUCCUCCUGGUACUAUGCUAUCUUGGCCAUGGGUAUCGCUGGCUGCAUCUACAAAUACAUUGAGUACCGAGGGGCGGAGAAGGAGUGGGGUGAUGGCAUUCGCGGCCUGUCGCUGAACGCUGCCCGCUAUGCUCUCAUUCGGCUUGAGGAGGCACCACCACACACCAAGAACUGGAGGCCACAGUUGCUGGUGCUGUUGAACGUGGAUGCAGAUCAAGUGGUCAAACACCCUCGCCUGCUGUCCUUCACCACUCAGCUGAAGGCUGGGAAAGGCCUGACCAUCGUAGGGAACGUCCUGGAGGGGACCUAUCUCACCAAGGACGCAGAGGCCAAGAGGGCUGAGCAGAAUAUCAAGUCGGCCAUGUCAGCAGAGCGCACCAAGGGUUUCUGCCAUGUUGUGGUGUCCUCCAACCUCAGAGAUGGUUUCUCCCACCUCAUCCAGUCUGCAGGGCUGGGAGGCAUGAAGCAUAACAGUGUCCUCAUGGCCUGGCCUGGGACCUGGAAGCAGUCUAAUGACCCACAGUCCUGGAAGAACUUCAUAGAGACAGUGCGGGAAACCACGGCGGCCCAUCAGGCCCUGCUGGUGGCUAAGAACGUGGACAGUUUCCCCACCAACCAGGACCGUCUGGGAGAGGGCACCAUUGACGUGUGGUGGGUGGUUCACGAUGGAGGCAUGCUGAUGCUGCUGCCCUUCCUGCUGCGACAGCACAAGGUGUGGAGGAAGUGUAAGAUGCGCAUUUUCACUGUGGCCCAAAUGGACGACAACAGCAUCCAGAUGAAGAAGGACCUGCAGAUGUUCCUCUACCACCUACGACUGGACGCUGAGGUGGAGGUGGUGGAGAUGCACGACAGUGACAUCUCAGCCUUCACCUAUGAGAAGACUCUGGUAAUGGAGCAGCGGUCUCAGAUGUUGAAGCAGAUGCAGCUGUCAAGGACCGAGAGGGAGAGAGAGAUUCAGAGUAUCACUGAUGAAUCGCGUAGCUCGAUCCGGAGGAAGAACCAGGGCGGUGCCCAUGGCGUGAGCCCCAGUCGGCAGUCCUCACAGAUGGAGGACACUCAGGAGGACGAGGCCCAGCUCAUCCACGACAGGAACACGGCAUCUCACGCCACGAUGAACGACAAGGUCGAGACUGGACCCGAACGGGUCCACAUGACCUGGACCAAGGAGAAGCUCUUCACCGAGCGUAACCGUAAUCGUGAGCCCAAUGCCAACGUGGCCGUACGAGAUCUGUUUAACAUGAAACCAGAAUGGGAGAGUCUGAACCAGUCUAAUGUUCGUCGGAUGCACACAGCGGUCAAGCUGAACGAGGUGGUGGUCAACAAGUCCCAGGGAGCUCACCUGGUUCUGCUCAAUAUGCCUGGACCGCCUAAGAACAGAGGAGGAGAUGAAAACUACAUGGAGUUCCUGGAGGUUCUCCUUGAGGGUCUGAACCGAGUGCUUCUGGUCCGAGGUGGUGGCCGUGAGGUCAUCACCAUCUACUCUUAAAAAACAAACAAAAAAAACCCUUCAUGCCCCACCCUGCACACAUGAGCAGUUGCCAUGAAUACUGGUCACCGGGCAUUUUCGGGGAAGAAGCCAAAUUGGGUUUUUAUGGAAGGGGGGGGGCAGGUUGUUGAAAGGCGGGGCUGCUCGUGAUUUGACAGACGGUCUCUAGGACCUCAGGAGGAAGGAAACAGUUGGUGUCUAGCCGACUGAGUGGCUCAGUGAACAAGACAGAGCACGCUGUGUGUCCACGCCGGGCCACCAUACCCCUGCCGAAUGGAAGAUCAGCAUAGAGACACUUUAUAUUUUUCAUUUACUUUUGAAAAUGCUAUGUUAUAUUUUCAUAUUCUUUCCCUCUCCGUGUUGGUGUUGUCAAAGUUAUUGACACUCGUGUAAAGUUAUGCAAAGAAGUGAAUGUGUGCUGUUGAUAUGUCCCUAAUAGUCUUUAAUGUUGUCUGUUCAGCUCUACUCUGGGAGGUGCAAAACGUUUGUUGGACCUGAAAAAAAAAGAUAGAUGUCAAAUUAUAGAAUGGGUUUAAAGUCUCAAUUUCAAAUAAAGGUAUAAAGUCACCCUUUCUAAAAGUUCAGUUAUAGUGCAAGUACUUUGUUUUCAGUGCCAGGAUUCAAAGCAAAGCUCUUCUAUCGUAGGGAGGGUAGCAGGUCACAGAAAGCUCCUUCACAGCAACCUGUACACAAGUUGUCAUACUGAAUUUUUUACAUCAAGUAGAGUUUUGGUGAUCUCCUAUAUAGUCUGCGUCACCAUGAGUACUUAAUUUAUCCCUAGUGGGUUUUUUAGAAGCUCUUUAUGUCAGUCUGAACUCAGUGGGUCGGUGUGUGUGAAGCACAGAAAGGGCAGAUGGUCUGUUUAGAAGCCACUAAAACAUCUUGGUUCGGUCAUAGAGGAAUCCACAUUGUGACGGAGCUGAUCAAAUCAGGUGGAUGGAUUGAUGUCUGUUGUGAAAAGGUAUGUGUCCAAGCAGCGCAUGUAAUUGUAAGACUUCUCUGUGGUUGUUUCUUUGCAGGGCGACCCGAGAAGGAUGGCUGUGUGUGUUUGUGUGUAGGUUUGUGUGUGUAGUGUGCACACGUGUUUGCACAGGUAGCUAAGCUCGGGGCUAAUUUGGUGAAGGAUAGGCCAAGAGGAUUUUGAUUGUGCAAUAGAGGCUGUCCCUGUUGUGUGUUGUCAGACAUAUCGCUCGCCCCUGAGACACAAACAUGGUUGAUCACCUUGUUAUAGGCUGGAAGGGUCCAUUUAUCUGGAUUACAAUAUUGAGCACUGAUAUUUAAUCUUUGUUCAGUAUUGGCCACCGUCAAGAAGCGCUAUCAUUGCAUUAGGGAAAAUAGCCAUAGUCAAUAUAAGAGGAUAUAGCCCUUUGUGAACUUAACAAUAUGUUAUAUAAUUGCACCAGUGUAUUUAUGGUUCCUGAAGUAACGCUAAUAGCAAUUUGUAUUAAGCAGGAUUGAGAAUGACAGUAGCUUUUUUUAAAUUCACAGGCUGUUUGACAGCAUAGGGUAACAAGAGGCAGACAAUUGACAAGUUGUUCACACUUGCUAAAUCCAUAGAUUGCCUUUGAAGUUGGCAUUCGGUAGACUGAUUUUUGAAAACCAUAUACACACUUAUGGAUUAGUGUAAGUCCGACCAUUUCCACAACUAAAACGCAAUAGGAGUUUGACUCUUACGUGGAGUCAUCCCAUGUUGGCUUAGUUAGAGCACUGUUGUCUUUGCACUAGCUACAUCUCAGCUGAUUCAUUCUGUUAUCUCCUUACUGCAGCGAUGCUCAUUCUACCUGUCACUAUACCACUACAUCCUUACACAAGUCAAGUCUGAUACUGAUCCUGAGGUGGGCUCUACCUACGAGCAUGAAGGAGACAUUUUGACUGAUUUUGAGAUUGAUGGAACAAUGCAGAUAGCAAGCAGUUCAUUUCUGCUAAAUAUUCUUGUUGCUAUGGGUUUUUAUAACAUUUUAUCACACAUUAUGAUGUUCUCUAGGUUUUGAGACCCAGACAAGAGUGAAUUGUUCUGACCAUAUUUAGGAAAGUGCCAAAAAGACUAAAAAAAGAAACUGUGGAAGUAUUAUCAGCGCUUCCUUCACUCUACAAGCCCAUAGUCAUUUCUGUUGUAUAUUUCAUCAUUGGAAACCUAAAGGAAGCACAAAAUUAUAAAGAAUUUGUUCAUUUUUAUUAUGCAAAUCUGCCACUUCACCACUCCAAAAAAAGGUGACUUUGUCUAACUUUGUGUGAUUUUUUUCCCCCAUUCAAAAUUGCAUCAAAAGUGCAUAUAGUACAACUUUUAGGGUAUUUUAAACCUUUUACCUUACAUGGGCGAAAUGCUGCCUGCAAAAAUUACACUUUUGGUUCAGAAAGAAAGCAGAUUGCAUUCAACCCCUCAUACCUCCACAGUUUCUUUUCAGUGUUUUCCUAGCUGUGCAGUAUUUUAUAAAAACAGCAAGUUGUGUUUUCCUGCAUUCUGUUGUGGCGAAAGAGCAACUUUCUGUUUUGGAGUCUGUUAUGCGGCAUCUCUGUGUUUCUUGUGUUUUAUUCUGUUCCUGCCGUACACCUGUGUAACUCUGUAGUCACGGUCUGUGUGGUGUUUGUCUAAACAUUAACAUGAUAACUGAUUUUCUGUUACUUGUAGUGUUAAUUUUCAGGACUGGGAGUGUUGAGAUUUUAAGGAGGGAGGGAGAGGCGAUUUGAUGGAAGGGGGCAGCGGUAGUCAGCUUGUUUGCAGAUCACUUUUGUUUGUUUGGUUUCAACCCAUCAGAAACAUAUCUGCAGGAUUUAGGACUGAAAAAAACCCGUGGUUAUGCAACAGUAAAAUAAACUGACUAAAUGACCCAGGGUACACAUGAAUGGGUUAUACUGUAUAUGUGUGACUCACUGUCAUGUAUGAAGUUCAAAAUAAGAGUGUUUUUUGUUCUGUUUUGUAUUUUAGCCACCAAAGAUAAAAUCUUUGACUAUGUUAUAAAACAUCAAAAUGUGUGUAGUUUUACGAAGUUGCAAUCUGAACCGUUGAAAAGUCUAAACAGCUGUAAAGAUAAAUGAAUAAAUAUGUUUUUAAAAUCCAAGCUGGGUUACUGAUCUGAAUAGUAGUAGCAGUGCAUAAAUACAUGAUAAAAUGCAUAACAUUUUGAAGGAAAGCUAUUAAAAAAAAAAAAAAAGUAAAAGUUCCUGGAGGUCAAUAGGAUUGUCA
Myripristis murdjan (pinecone soldierfish) is the source of this 6907-nucleotide messenger RNA. It is a transcript of the gene slc12a7b, whose product is annotated as solute carrier family 12 member 7b. Bases 334 to 3723 code for a protein of 1129 amino acids. The record is from RefSeq and is a predicted model, not a curated record. The transcript is spliced from 26 exons. NCBI's taxonomy places the organism in Eukaryota, Metazoa, Chordata, Actinopteri, Holocentriformes, Holocentridae. Gene Ontology annotation, molecular function: potassium:chloride symporter activity. Gene Ontology annotation, biological process: potassium ion homeostasis; chloride ion homeostasis; cell volume homeostasis. Gene Ontology annotation, cellular component: plasma membrane.